AUGAGGGAUGAGUCGAUAGUGGUGAUUUAUGUGGCCACUGAAGAUAAAGAGUUUGGUAUCCCGUUAUCCUCCAACUGGUGCAUAGAAGAUUUAUGUAUCCAGGUAUGCAGGAGACUUGGGAUAGGCCCAAUAGCAAAGUAUCUAUUUGCCUUACAAUGCUAUUCUUCCAAACUGUGGUUUCCUUUUUGUCACAAACUUGACAAAAAAGGAAAAUAUAAGUUCAACUUUCGUUUGAGAUUUAAGCCAUCUAGUUUGCAGAGAUUGAAACAUAUAGAUAAACAGGCAUACAAUUAUUAUUUUCAACAAGCUCGUUCUGAUGUAAUGGAUAAUAAAGUACCUGACAUUGUUUAUGAGACACACAAGAGGGAACUAAUUGGCCUAGGAGUUAGCGAUAUGUACAGAGUAAUGCUUGAGAAACAAUUGCCACGAGAAACUGUAGAAUCAGACUACAAAAAGUAUAUUCCAAAGGAAUGUGUGAAGAGACAUGCCUUUUUCAUUAAGAAGCCUAUACGCAAUGCACUGGGACGAUUAUCUGGGCACGACGCUUCUCAUGUCAAAGAAGAGUAUCUAAAGCAAUUUGAAUGCAUGGCUCCCAACUAUCCCUAUGAGGAAUAUAAAGCAUUUAUGGACAAACCAGGUCCUGAUCCACCAGCUAAGGUUUUACUCAGGGUAAAAAUUGAGGAAGUAAAAUACUACGACACGGACAGCCGCGAGUGGGAUACACUUUGUGCAAUAGAGGAUCUCUGUUUCAUUUCUAUAGGGCAAGGUAACAACGUGGAAGUUUCGAGAAAAAAUGGUAUACCGACGUAUCUGACGUUCGACGACAAUGCACACUUAAUGUCCUUCGUAUCCGCGCUGGACGGAUAUUACCGAUUGUCUGUUAAGUGGACCUUCAAUCUCUGCAGUAGUGUUAUCACGCCUACCUUGGAUAGAUUGCACAAGUUAAAGUGCCAUGGACCAGUCGGAAAAGAGUUCUCGUAUGCCAAACUCAGGGAGAAACGUGCCAACAAAACGGGAACUUACAUACUGCGUGAGAGCGAGACCGAAUACGAUGUCUACUACAUCGACGUCUGCGGCACAGAUGGGAAAAUAUUGACACAGAGAGUAGAGCAGAUUGCGUCUAAUGAAUUCGCGCUACCAAAUAGUACAGAGAGAUAUAAAUCUCUGGGACAUUUGACCUCGUCAUUUCAAGAGCCCACCAAUGCUCUGUAUCUUACGGAGUGUUUGCCACCUUCGGAAUAUGACGUAUCGCCAUUAUUAAUAUGCGCCUCGGAAACAGUUGGCAAUGAAGUAGCGGCGGACGAGGAGAUAAUCAUUAACAUGUUGGAGGGCGGGCCACGGUGCGUUCAGUGGAAAGAUUUGCAGACGUACAAAACGUUUGUCAAGAGCGACGAGGACCUGGGUCGCAAGUCGCCCACGAAACUGUACCACGCCAUGUGGCGAAUCGCGAAGGGCAAAAAACUCGAGGUCGCGAUGAAGAUACUCAAGAAUGAAGAGAACAAUUAUACCAAAGAAUUCCUCGAGUUGGCCGGCAAGUGGGGCCAAUUGCGAUCGGGUGCUUUAGUAAGAUUAUACGGCAUAACUGUGGCGCCUACAAUUGGUAUGUUACUCGAAAACGUACAGAUGGGCCCGUUGGAUAAGUACCUACGCAGCAACCCUCCGCAGACGAUAAAAACGGCCGACAUGGUGGAGGCCACAACUUGUCUGGCGACGGCUCUGUGGCACUUGGAAGAGAACAAGGUGGUGCACGGACAUAUAAGGUGUAGGAAGCUGCUGGUGCACACGCACACCGCUAAUAGUUUUAUCGUCAAAUUGGCGGAUCCCGGUAUCUUCACUAACACAGAAGCCGAUUUACAUUGGAUACCGCCGGAAUGUUACUCAAAUCUGGAAUCCGCAAAACGCAAUCCGCAAGCUGACAUAUGGGCACUGGCCACGACCAUUUGGGAGAUAUUUUCCAGAGGACUUCCAAUUUGGAGGAUAUCUCCACCCUCGUAUCCCAAUGCAAAUAUCGUGAAGAAGUUUUAUGAAUCUGGAUACCGAUUGCCUCAGCCUGUCGGCUGUCCAAACAGCGUCUACAAGUUAAUGUUGCAAUGUUGGGGCGAGAAUAAUACGUCGAGGAAACAACCUCAGGCGAUCAUGCGAGAUAUCAAUCAAAUUCUGUAUCAGGUGUACAAUUCCCGUAGAACUCACGCUUACGCCACGGCAUUCCCCAAACUUUUUAAAGAAAACUAUCGAAUUCUUAAAAACAAAGAUGAUGAUGAGGACGACGACGACGACGCCGAUGACAAUAACGAAGACAUCGACGACGACGACGACGACGAUGAAGACAAUCAGGAUACAAUAGAGAAUACAACGGAGAACGGCGGAUCACGGAGAAGCAGUUCGAAUUUCACCGAAUAUACUAAUUUAUCUUAUGGGGAUACAGACGAUGCUACUUCAAGUACAAGGGCGUUACUUAUCCCUGCCGACUAUACAGAGGAUCUGUCCUCUUACCUAGACUUGCUGUUACGCACGAUGCGCGGUGGUACCAAAAAGCAUUCCAAGAAUCGUUUUCUCCGUUCAAAACGGGAAGAUAGCAUCAGUAAUGUGAUACAACUGAAGAACGGAAGCAAUGACAGCAACGGCAGCGUUGUCUACGAAAGCUCCUUAAGCCAGAUGCAGGAUGUCUUUGAACUGGAUGCGGAAUGUAAUGUAAUCCUGCAAGGACUUAUUGGUCAAGGCUUCUACGGCGAAGUGUAUAAGGGCGCGAUCGAGAGGGAAAACAGCAAGGAAGAGCCACAGCUGGUGGCUAUCAAGAAGCUCAAAACGCGCUCUAUGGAUACUAUGGGUCAGCGUGAUUUCGAGAGGGAAAUUUCGAUUAUGAAGACUCUCGCGCACCCGAAUAUCGUGCAAAUCUUAGCCGUUUUGUCAGACCCCGAACCAUGCCUGGUCAUGGAGUUUGUCAAGCAUGGUUCGCUGCAGAGCUACCUGGCGAUUAACCGGCACAGUCUCACGCAUAACAAACUGCUGGGUUUCGCCCACGACAUCGCCACAGGCAUGGACUAUCUCGGUAGCAUGAACAUUGUUCAUCGAGAUUUAGCGGCGAGAAACAUCUUGGUAGCGGACGAGAACCGAGUGAAGAUCAGCGACUUCGGCCUCGCGCAAGUCAUGGGCAACAACGAGUACUACAUAUUACAAACCAACCGCGAUCUUCCAAUAAAAUGGUAUGCACCGGAAAGUCUAAGGGACGGCAAGUUCUCGACCCGCUCGGACGUAUGGUCAUUCGGCGUGACGAUGUAUGAGAUCUUCAGCUUGGGUGAGGAUCCGAAGCUGCCAGGCUUUCAACAGAAACGCAUGGACAGCAGUAACGAUCCCGAGGAAGGGAGCAGCGCCGAGUUGUUGACCGCGUUGGAACAAGGUGCCCGUCUUCCUUGCCCGCCCAAGUGUCCACAAGCUGUGUAUGUGAAGCUGAUGUAUCCGUGUUGGAAUUUACAAAGCCAACUGAGGCCUAAGUUUUCUACCCUGUGUCAGGACAUCCAACAGCUCCUCUGCGAGUACUAAAGCGUCUCCUAGCGCAGCCUCGUUCGCUCUUACGGGUCACCCUGCUGACGUACCAGAAAUAUAGACUGGGUAUCCCGUUACCUAUCCACCUAUCCACCCCUGUCCCUCAUUUUAGUAGUUUGACGAGUUUAUGAAGCUGAACUGCUUCGUAAACGAACUUCAUCGGAACGUUGCACCUCGCACCAUUUGAUACUAGACAUACAUCUCGCCGAUUGGAUUUUGAAUUAAUGUGAAUUCGACACUUUAUGUUCGCAGUGUGACACAAGGGUGUAAUAAUGCUCGGGCUACGACUGAUGAAGGGUUAAGAUUUAGAAAAAAAAAAUAAGCAUGCACAAAAAGAACAAGGCCUUUCCUUGCCCUGGAAGAUCAAUUCGCGAAGGCUCGCCGCGUAUUUCUUCUUUUUUAAUUUUUUUUUAUCCUUGGGAAGUUAUCGCAACUCUCGAUAUACUCCGAAUUAAGAGAAGCCCUCACUCGUCCGAAGGAGAAUCGGGGAAUCGACGGUUUGAUUCAAGAACGCGAUAUCGAACACGCAUCUCCCAUAGCAAAGGUGUAUCUAGUCGACUAUCGUGCCGCUACUUUAUAUUAUUCUACCGUGUGAAAUAAACAGCCUCAGUAUUUUUUCAA
Molecule: messenger RNA, 4164 nt
Organism: Odontomachus brunneus
Lineage: Eukaryota; Metazoa; Arthropoda; Insecta; Hymenoptera; Formicidae
Gene: hop
Product: tyrosine-protein kinase hopscotch
Exons: 13
Coding region: 1-3540 (1179 amino acids)
Biological process (GO): intracellular signal transduction; cytokine-mediated signaling pathway; peptidyl-tyrosine phosphorylation
Cellular component (GO): cytosol; cytoskeleton
Molecular function (GO): non-membrane spanning protein tyrosine kinase activity; ATP binding; cytokine receptor binding
Source: RefSeq, a predicted model, not a curated record